GGGCUGCACGGGAGCCCCAGUAGGUGAUCAGUUACCUGGUGUCCGUUUCUGCCCACUCCUUUGUCGUCGUUCUCCAUCUCUGCCGCCUGCUUCUCUCUUACCUACCAUAGCCACCACCUAGCCGAGUUGCUUCUGACGUUCUGCUUCCGAAAGCAGCGCGAGAGAGAAAAGGGCGUCGAGUUCAUGGGCGGCCACGGAAAUUGUGAUGCGUCUGCAUUGACAAGCUACCAGUAGUCCGACUUUCACGUGGGAGUUGUCGAAAAGGGAGGGGGAAAAAGAGGAGGGAGAAGCCCGACAAGAGAAGCGAAGCUUGCAAAGCUGCCAUAGCCGCGUAGCUAGCAGCUGUCUACCACGUCUCCUCCUUUGGAUCCCACUGCUCGGACCGCUCUUCUUCUUCUUCUUCUUCUUCUUCUUGUCGGAUCGCUUUGUUCUUGUCGUCGUUCCCCCUUCCUUCACAAGUUCAUAAGUCCGACCUGCAGUCGGAGGGCAUACAUAAUCUUUUUUUCUUUUUUUUUUCUCUUUUUUUCUUUUGGUCGUAGACAGACGAGUGUUUCGUUGCGAGCUACAAGGGGUAAAGAACAAACAUAGAAAGAAAGGGCAAAAGGGGCGAUCUUGGAGGAAGCAGCAGCAGCAGCAGCAGCAGCAAUGGCGCGGCCGGCGGACUCUACGCGACUCGCUCUCUCGUCAUUCUUGCUCUUCUGCUUGGCAGUCUGGACUGCCGUGAGCGGUCGUCUCGUCGCUGCACAGUAUCCGUAUCCCGGCGCCGCAGCGUCCACGACCCCUCCUCCCUACUACUAUUAUCCUCCUCCUCCCCCUCCAGCUUCAGCUAGUUAUUACUACUACGCGCCGCCGCCGCCGCCCAAUCCUUUCGCAGAGCAAUUGAUGGCCGAGCUUCAAGCAGAGCCUGAGUUUCAACGGUUCUACGAGGCUCUGAACAUGUCGCGGAGCAUCGAUAUGGUGAAGGGCUUGGUGAACAGCGGCGUCACCCUCUUUGCGCCGGUGAAUGGGGCUUUCGACGCUCUGGGUGCAGUGUACACGGAGUGCAUGCUGAAGAGACCUGGGAUGGACGACCUGCUCCCCUUGAUUGUUCGUUUCCACGUGGCGACGGGCAACUUCGUCAAUGCGCAGUUGAUGACGAUGAGCUCGGUGCAAUCCUUUUUGGGCUUGCCCAUCCCGCUUACCCACGCGGCGGCCGGAGGACUGGUUCUUGAUGGCCAGGCGACUGUGACUGGCCCCGACGUGAAGAUCGCUGUCAAUGCCACUGUCCAUACCAUCGACACCGUGAUGGUCCCGUACACGGCAAGGCGCAUCCUGGAGCUGUUGUGUUACAACGCGCCGCCGUCUUCGCCAGAAGAAGCGAAUCAGGUUGCCAUGUGGCGCAUGACCGGCGGUGGUUAAGGUCUGGCGAUGGCGGUCGAUUGACUGCAGAGUAUUCGUCAGAAGAAGAAGAAGAAGAAGAAGAAGAAGAGAACGGGAAAUGGGAUGGCUAUGGGGGAUGGUAAGAUGGAAUACGAGCAGCGGGUCCUAGGUCACGGCUAUGGUGGUUGCAGCAAGACCUAAUAAGAGCAGCGAGUGAAGAAGAUGUGUGAGGAGCAGGAGGAGGAAGUGGAGUGGAGGGAGAGAAUGAUGAGGAGGGGGUGCGAGCGAAGCUGCUUCCUUGACUGCUCUUUCUUUCUUCUUUCUUGUUAUUGUAUCCCGUAAUCCGCUUCUCCUUCCUCUCUUUGCUCAUUUCCUCGAUGUCAUUAGCUCCAAGUUAUGGCUACCGACAUGCAGGCAGGCAGGCAGGCAGGCAGGCAGGCAGGCUUGCAGUCACGCAGGCUGUCGCCUUACGCCAUAUCUCGUCCAGAACAGGCAAUGCUGAACGUAGUGACCUGUCACUCGCGUACACGUAUACCCUCAACACACCCAAAGGCCUCUUUUUAUCUGUCGUUACUUCCGCUUGCUCAGCUGCACACACAGGCACCGCCUCUCUCUAUCUCUCUCUCUUCUUCUUCUCCCUCCUCUCUCCCUGUAGGCAUAAAAUACCCGGCCAACUUCAACAGGGCUACUCAAUCUCUGCCACGUGGCGACCUGCAAGGUAUCUCAGGCUCUGUUGUCGGGCAGCAGCUCUGUGUUCCUGUCCUGUCACUUGUAUUAUGACUCUGUUCACUCCACUCGAUCGGUAGACUGCAGCCAACUGCAUGUUCCCGCGGCUACGUUGUCUCAAGAGGCUCUGUUGCGCGCCACGUGUCUACGGCUCGCUCGGCUCCAGCUCUUUUGCUCCGCAAAAACGCGCAUCAACGAAGGCUGCAGCCAAUUGCUGAUCGGCAUAGUAAUUGCUGUUUGUUUUUUUUAUUUUCCCGCGAAAUGCAACUCUCUCCUAGAUGAACGUAAUCUUAAUCUUAUCCUUUUUCUCCAGACAGAGGACAACGUUCUUUUCGGUACGGACAAGCAUUUGGCAGGAAAGACGAGCUUGCUACUCAACUCUGUCACAGUGCAUUAGCGUAAUUUUGCAUUUCGCAUUGUCAACGAACUUGUCGUUUCUUCUUCCCCUGCCGCCAUAGCUACUGCUUCAAAAAAAUAAGACGACGACGCCGAGGCUGUGGUGCGUAUUAGCGACUGCAAUCAAGCGCGCUCUCACGCGCUCGAUCGAGAUGGUUGAGCCACGCUGCAUCGAAGGACGAAGAGAGGAGGAGAGAGGAGUCAGAAACGUGAGGCGAGCUGGUAGCGGCACUGCCGUUGCGGUAUGCACAACUCGUUGGCUUCUGACAGCACGCUUUGAGGACGAGCAAAGCAACCCGGAGUAGGAGAUGUCGGCAGCUCCUGUUUGAUGCUACGGGAUUGAAAGCAGGAAUAUAUAUAUGUAUAUAUAUAUGUAUAUAUAUAUGUAUGGUGUUUGAUCGGCUACGGGAUUGGCUGCAGGAAGCUAGGGCGAAGUUCUAGCAUGAUAGUUGGAAGAGGGUUCCCAUUGCAACAACAGCUGUAGUGACGUCGGCUCAGUUAUUUCUCUUGAUUGGUAAUCAACUGAUUAGAUGGAAUUGGAUAUUAGCAUUAUAUAUAUAUCAUAUAUAUUAUAUAUUAUAUAUAUAUCGUCACAAACAGAACUGCCCGGUAAAACCGUAGGCAGAGAGAGAGAAGAGGACAACAAACGAGGGGCUGUGACAAACUGUUUCGUCGGAGUUGCACCGACUCAUCAGGAGGCUGAAUUGGUAGCGAUCGGUGUUGCCUCUGUUCCCUCUCUCCUCUAUGCCACUUUUUCUUCCCCUUCUUACGCACCCUCCCCCAGAGUCCGGGCCCUCCGAGGAUCACUCCGGGUAGCAGUCGGCUGACUUUCGUGGUUGGCUUUGUUCGUCAGCUUUUCUUUUUUUCUUUUUUUUUCUGUUUGUUGUUUCUUCGUUUCAUUUUUUAUUUUUUAUUUUUUUUUGUGGUAUUGGCUCGUGAGCCUUAGUCGGCGAUUUGUUGUUGUUCGUUUAUUUACGGGCGAGGGGGAAGAACGCGGGGGAGCGGGAGGGGGGCGAGUUGGACCGGCGGAAGCGCGUGAGGAGAGUGGGACCGGUGGAAGCCUCUGCGGAGUGUGCAUUGCAUUGCAGACCAGAAUAGGAGAUUGGCAGAAGACGGACAUUUAAGCGUUCAAGUAGGUUUUUGGAAAAGGAGUAAUUUCUGAGUUGUGAGUUGAAACUUCUGCGGGUCCGACGACGACGCCAUGCAGCCAUGCGUCGUGCGGGGUCCGACGACGACGACGACAUGCAGACACGCAUCGUGCGGGUCCGACGACGACGACAUGCAGACAUGCAUCGUGCGGGUCCGACGACGACGACAUGCAGACAUGCAUCGUGCGGGUCCGACGACGACGACAUGCAGACAUGCAUCGUGCGGGGUCCGACGACGACGACAUGCAGACAUGCAUCGUGCGGGCGGGCCGUGCUGCCCCAUGCAGGGUUCUAUGAUAAUAGAGCAGUGUGGAAUUCCAAUUCCGGAUUUCAUGUUCUGAAAAUUCCUAAUUCCACGGUUUCCACCGCUCCUUCCCUAUUCGUCUCUCGCCAAUGACAAAUCUGUUUAUUUUCGUCCACGAUGUUGCACGAAUCG
Chara braunii is the source of this 4065-nucleotide messenger RNA. Lineage: Eukaryota; Viridiplantae; Streptophyta; Charophyceae; Charales; Characeae. The record is from the annotation of a GenBank genome assembly.